UGGCAUAUUUCAGUCUUUCAGCCGUUGUUAAACAUAAUGCACGCGCCGCUCUUCAUCUGCCUGGCCACCGCGCUUUUGCUGGUCUCUGCUUGGGCGCAUCCUGCCCAGCAACAGGACCGCAGCUCACCCAAUGGACGCAUUGUGGGUGGCUAUGCGACCCAUGUGGCUGUGCAUCCGCAUCAGAUUUCGUUGCGUCGCAAGGCCAUCAACUCCCCACAAAAUGCAUUCACGCACAUCUGUGGAGGCUCUGUAAUUUGUGGUGGCAAGUAUGUUGUUACGGCGGCGCACUGCAUCAUUGCCUCCGUUCCAAGUCAGUACAAGGUUGUGGCCGGCACCAGUCGUCGCAAUGGUAGCGACGGAGUCAUUGUCUCCGUAUCCGAGAUCAUCAUGCACGAGAAGUACAAUCCUGGCACCUACGACCAUGACAUUGCGGUGCUCGUGUUGAGUUCACCGUUUCCCGUCAAUAACUUUACCAUCAAGGCCAUUGAGCUGGCAAGUGAGGAUGUCGAGGCGGGAUCAAUAAGCACCAUCACCGGCUGGGGCACGACUAGCUCAGGUGGCACAGCUUCCGAUCAACUGCUGGCUGUCGAUGUGCCAAUUGUGAGUAACGAGGUGUGCAACGAAGAUUAUGCCGGGCUUAUCACUGAUUCCAUGUUGUGUGCUGGAGUGCGAGGUGUGGGCGGCAAGGAUGCCUGCCAGGGUGACUCUGGUGGCCCUUUGAUUGUGGACAAUAAGCUGCAUGGCGUCGUCUCCUGGGGCUAUGGAUGUGCUCAUCCCGAAUAUCCCGGAGUGUAUGCUCGAGUCUCUUAUCUGCGUGAAUGGCUCGACUCCAAGGUCACUUGCUCUUAAAUCAUGAAAUACAUAUGUAGUAAAAAAAAAUUCCCAUUUGUCACAUGUCAUCCAAAUAAAUGGCCAAAUUCGCGCCCAUUAGUUGCGUUCAGA
This is a messenger RNA of Drosophila nasuta, 942 nucleotides long. RefSeq names its product trypsin zeta-like. The transcript has a single exon. The record is from RefSeq and is a predicted model, not a curated record. Bases 37 to 849 code for a protein of 270 amino acids. Gene Ontology annotation, biological process: proteolysis. Gene Ontology annotation, molecular function: serine-type endopeptidase activity. NCBI's taxonomy places the organism in Eukaryota, Metazoa, Arthropoda, Insecta, Diptera, Drosophilidae.